AUGAAAUAUGUGUACAAGAAAAAGAUUGCUUCACUAAACAAACAUACAAUGCGAGGAACAAGUAGCGACUCAUUGAUGCGAAUAGUAAGUCAUCUGCACACAAGAUGCAUUGUGCAAAUGCACUCCAUUGAUUCAACCGUUUCAGAAAUCAAUCGCCUUCGUGAUGAGCAAUUGUACCCAAAACUAGUUCAGCUUGUUAAAGAAAUGGGCACAAUGUGGGAGAGAAUGGGAAAGCAACAUGAAAACCAAUGGAAGAUGGUGCAGGAGUUAAUCAAAAUCUCUCAAUCCCGGAAUGAAACAAGCGAGGACAAUCAUAGCAACACAAAGCAACUCCAUGUUCAUGUCAAGAUGUGGUGUUCUGGAUUUCAAAAACUUAUUCUACACCAGAAAGAGUAUGUUAAAUCUCUCAAUAAUUGGCUAGAAUUAAACCUCAUGUCUAUCGAUAACAACUUAAGAGACAAAGCUUCCUCUCAGCAAAAGCCUCAAAACCCUAAGAUUCAGUCAUUGUUACGUACCUGGCAAGAUCAACUCGAGAAGCUUCAAGAAGAAGGUGUCAAAACCGCUAUAAACACUUUCGCGGCUGCAAUUUCUACCAUAAUUCAUUAUCAAUCAGACGAGAUGCAGAUGAAAGAGAGGUGUGAGGAAACUCGAAGGGAGAUAACCAGGAAAUCACGAAAGUUUGAGGAAUGGUGUGAUAAACAGAUCGCGAAGAGAACUCCAACAGAUGUGGUGGAUGAUAUAGAGGUGAUUGCGGAGCACCAGAUUGUGAUGGAGGCGUUGAAACGGAGGUUGGAGGAGGAGGAGGAGGCAUAUCGGCGGCAGUGCAUUAAGGUGAAGGAUAAGUCGUUGAUGAAUAAGAAGACCGGUUUGUCGUUGGUCUUCGCGGGCACGUCCGAGCGCUGUCGUUCUUUGGUUUUUACCUAAUUUACAAAAUCCAGUAAAAAUGUGGUACGCAAUUUACAGAUUAACCAGAAGGGCGACAGGACUACAGAGGAUACGCUUCAAAAAAUCGAGAUUAUCGUUAGGGAGAAUGGGGUUACUUUUGGGCUUUGUAUGUUAGACAGUUAAACUAAGGCCCAUGUUCAAGCUAGGCCAGUAUUGGCCCACCUAUGUAAGACCCACUGGCACUGGCUACUGACUAAUAUAUACUGCAAAUAAUUUGUAAAAUCAAAGUUUAUAUAAAUUUGCAAAUAUUCUAAAAAUUCUAUCA
Lactuca sativa (garden lettuce) is the source of this 1210-nucleotide messenger RNA. RefSeq names its product protein ROLLING AND ERECT LEAF 2. NCBI's taxonomy places the organism in Eukaryota, Viridiplantae, Streptophyta, Magnoliopsida, Asterales, Asteraceae. The record is from RefSeq and is a predicted model, not a curated record.